Molecule: messenger RNA, 1812 nt
Organism: Blepharisma stoltei
Lineage: Eukaryota; Ciliophora; Heterotrichea; Heterotrichida; Blepharismidae
Source: the annotation of a GenBank genome assembly
AUGACAGAUAUAAAGCCAAUGCAAUCUGAAAGCGUCUAUAUCCCUCCUUUUAGGCUCGCUCAAAUGCAAAAAGAAAUAAAAGAUAAAAAAUCACCUGAAUAUCAAAAACUCAUGUGGGAUCUCUUACGUAAAUCCAUUAAUGGGAUCAUCAAUAAAGUCAAUAUCAGUAACAUUUCUAAUGUAAUUUUCGAACUUUUUAAUGAAAAUUUGCUACGUGGAAAAGGAUUAUUGACUAAGGCUAUACUUAAAGCACAAAUGGCAGCCCCAAACUUCACACACGUUUAUGCUGCUUUAAUUUCAGUCAUAAAUACAAAAUUACCAGAAAUUGGGAUAUUGCUUUUGCACAGAGUAAUUCUUCAAUUCCAAAGGUCAUACAAAAGAAAUGAUAAGUUAUUGUGUAUAGCGACAACAAAAAUGAUUGCCCACUUGGUAAAUCAACAAGUCGUUAAUGAAUUACUAGCUUUGCAAAUCAUGGCUUUGCUAUUAGAAAAACCUACAGAAGAUUCAGUUGAAAUUGCAACUGAUUUUAUGAUUGAAUGCGGACAAGUGUUAACUGACUUAUCACCAACAGGGGUUAAUGCAAUUUUUGACCGUUUUCGAGGGAUUUUACAAGAAGGAGAAACUAAUAAAAGAGUUCAAUAUACCAUUGAGAACCUUAUGGCGAUCAGAAAAACAAAAUUCAGAGAUCAUCCUGGAGUACUUCAAGAGUUAGACCUUGUAGAAGAUGCUGAUAAGAUUACACAUGAAAUUUCAUUGGAUGACAGUUUAGAUGGUCAAGAAAUUUUAAAUGUUUUUAAGUUUGACGAAAAUUUCGAAAAUAAUGAAGAGGAGUGGGCUGUUAUUAAAAGAGAAAUUUUGGGAGAAGAAAACUAUUUAGGAGAAGGAGAAGAAGAGGAAAGUGAGGAAGAAGAGGAAGAAGACGAAAAUGAAGGGAAAAUCAAAGAUUAUACAGAAAGGGAUUUACUGAAUUUGAGAAAAACAAUUUACUUAAGCAUUAUGUCAAGUGUUGGGUUUGAAGAGUGUGCAAAUAAAAUGCUAAAAUUAAAAAUUAGAGAAGGCCAAGAAGGUGACAUCGCAGCUAUGAUUUUAGAGUGUUGCAUGCAAGAGAGAACUUAUCUCCGUUUUUUUGGAUUACUUUCCCAACGAUUUUGUAUGCUAAAUCCUGUUUACCAAGAGCAUUUCCAGUAUUUGCUUACACAGUAUUAUCAGACUAUUCAUAGGCUUGAAACAAAUAAACUUAGGAAUUUAGCAAAAUUUUUUGCUCAUUUAUUAUUUACAGAUGCAAUUUCAUGGUGUGUUUUUAGAGUCAUCAGACUUACAGAAGAAGACACCACUUCUUCAAGCAGAAUCUUUAUAAAAAUCGUGAUGCAAGAAAUAGCAGAAAACCUUAGCAUUGAAAAAAUGCAAUUCAAGUUCAAAGAUGAAGAGCUAAUGGACUGCUUCCAAGGAAUUUUCCCCAAAGACCUGCCAAAGCAUACCAGAUUUGCUAUCAACUUUUUCACCUCAAUUGGGCUUGGCAGUCUUACUGACGAAUUAAGAGAAUUUUUAAAAAAUGCCCCACAGCAAGCUGAAAGCUCAUCUUCCUCUUCAAGUUCAUCUUCAUCAGAAGGAUCAUCAAGCGAAUCUUCAGAAUCAGAAAGCGAAAGUGAAAUUGAACAAAAAAAGAAUAAGGAAGCCGCAGAUAGAUUUUUAAAAAGAGAAAUUGAAAAUGAGGUAAAAGAAAAGAAAGGGAGAGAAAAUAAAAAAAGGUCAAAAACUCCACCAAGGAGAAGAAGAUCGAGAAGUAGAAGUAAUGAGAGAAGAAGGCAUUAA